CUCAAAUUGCUAGGGAGGCAGAGGUUUUCCUUAGGACGGGGGUUAGUUGUAUUACUUGAGUAGGGGCGGUCUUUGACUUGGGGAAAAAGGAACAUGGAGGGCCAACAGGAUACCAUUCGCCUUGGGAAGCGCUGCUUCGUCGGCAACCUUGCCUGGAAGACUUCCUGGCAGGACCUCAAAGACAAGUUCCGGGAGGCCGGCAACGUCGUCUACACCAAUGUUAUGCGCGACGACGAUGGCCGCUCCAAGGGCUGGGGUAUCGUGGAGUUUGAGACUCCUGAGGAGGCUCUGCACGCUAUCCAGAGCCUGAACGGUGCGGAGCUCGGUGGCCGCCGCAUCCUGGUUCGCGAGGACCGCGAGGACCGCGACGUUAAGCAAGCUGACGGUGCUGCUGAGGCUCCCCGUGCCCCACGUGCUGGCCGUGGUGCUGGCCGUGGCCCCGCCAACGGCGGCCGGGGCGCUGGCCGCGGUCGCGGUGCUGCCCCUGCUGAGGCUACCGGCGAGUCCAGCGGGCUACAGGUUGUGGUCCAGGGCAUCCCAUGGGCCUACACGUGGCGCGAGCUCAAGGACAUGUUCAACGAGAUCGGUGGCGUUGAGCGGGCAGAUGUUGUCACCGGCUACGACGGCCGCAGCCGGGGCUACGGCACCGUGAAGUUCACCUCGAAGGAGGCUGCUGAGGCCGCUGUUGCCCGCUUCCACGAGAGCGAGCUCGAAGGCCGACGGCUGGCGGUGUUCAUUGACCGCUACCAGUAAAUGCCUGCAACUCGACCGCAACUAGGUGUUGGUGCGGGCAGCAGGUCUUCGUGCUUGCUGCCCAAGCCAGCGCCCAGCUAGCAAUGGCCGCAACGGGUUUCUACAUGACGGCUCUUACGUGCGUUGAUGGCAGGUAGACCAUGGCGAACCGAUACAGUGUCCUGUACACCAGUGUGCGUCUCCUCACCCAGGGCUGUACAUGACCUCUCCAGUGAAGCGGAACGCAGCUACAUUUUGGCCCGGCUUCACGGGUUCGUUUUCGGUUGCGUACAUGUUCGACGUCGAAUGCGUGCCCGUGGGCUUGGACUGGUUUUGUCGACGGUGGUCUCAAGCUCAUGCAAUGCCUGAGAAGCACAGAUAGGUGCGGAGUUUUACGGUGGAUUGUGGUUUAGAUGACUACGUGUGAUAUGCUGAGGUUUUGGACUACGAAACGGCGAGCAAUGCGCUGAGGGACUGUGC
This is a messenger RNA of Astrephomene gubernaculifera, 1212 nucleotides long. The record is from the annotation of a GenBank genome assembly. Lineage: Eukaryota; Viridiplantae; Chlorophyta; Chlorophyceae; Chlamydomonadales; Astrephomenaceae.